Messenger RNA from Medicago truncatula (barrel medic), 4507 nucleotides. Its product is annotated as putative disease resistance protein RGA3. Bases 119 to 2749 code for a protein of 876 amino acids. NCBI's taxonomy places the organism in Eukaryota, Viridiplantae, Streptophyta, Magnoliopsida, Fabales, Fabaceae. The record is from RefSeq and is a predicted model, not a curated record. Gene Ontology annotation, molecular function: ADP binding. The transcript is spliced from 8 exons.
UUCUACUUUCAUUGCAUUUAUUUUCAAAGGUCUCCAGCUUGGUUCAGCACUCAUUCUAUCUAAACUAAUUUCUCAUCUUCUUAUCUUUUCAACUCUUUAAUUUGUUUUCACAAAAACAAUGGCUGACGCUUUGCUUGGAUUUGUUUUUGAAAACUUGACGUCUCUCCUUCAAAAUGAAUUUUCUACCAUUUCUGGAAUCAAAUCAAAGGUUCAAAAGCUAUCAGACAACUUAGUUCACAUCAAGGCUGUUCUUGAAGAUGCUGAGAAGAAACAAUUCAAAGAACUCUCUAUUAAGCUAUGGUUACAAGACCUCAAAGAUGCUGUUUAUGUGCUCGAUGAUAUCCUUGAUGAGUACUCGAUCGAGUCUUUUCGACUGAGAGGAUUUACCUCUUUCAAACUAAAGAACAUCAUGUUUCGCCAUGAGAUUGGUAACAGGUUCAAAGAGAUUACAAGGAGGUUAGAUGAUAUUGCUGAAAGUAAGAACAAGUUUUCUCUACAGAUGGGUGGAACUCUUAGGGAAAUCCCAGAUCAAGUAGCUGAAGGGCGCCAAACCAGCUCCACCCCUCUUGAAUCAAAAGCGCUGGGAAGAGACAAUGAUAAAGAAAAGAUUGUCGAGUUUCUUCUCACCCAUGCGAAGGACUCUGACUUCAUUUCUGUCUAUCCCAUUGUUGGUUUAGGUGGUAUUGGAAAAACAACUCUUGUUCAAUUGAUCUACAAUGAUGUUAGGGUGAGUCGCAAUUUUGAUAAAAAAUUUUGGGUUUGUGUUUCUGAGACUUUCUCGGUCAAGAGGAUUUUGUGUUGUAUUAUAGAAUCUAUUACAUUAGAGAAGUGUCCUGACUUUGAGUUAGAUGUCUUGGAAAGAAAGCUGCAAGGAUUGUUGCAAGGGAAAAUAUAUUUGCUGAUUUUGGAUGAUGUGUGGAAUCAAAAUGAACAAUUGGAAUCUGGGUUAACACAAGAUAGAUGGGAUCGUUUAAAAUCUGUUUUGUCGUGUGGAUCAAAAGGUAGUUCCAUUUUAUUGUCCACCCGUGAUGAGGUUGUUGCAACUAUCAUGGGAACAUGGGAAACUCACCGUUUGUCUGGUCUCUCUGAUAGUGACUGUUGGUUGUUGUUCAAACAACAUGCAUUUAGACGUUACAAAGAGCAUACAAAGUUUGUGGAAAUAGGAAAGGAGAUAGCAAAGAAAUGUAAUGGAUUGCCACUUGCAGCAAAAGCAUUGGGGGGUUUGAUGAGCUCAAGGAAUGAAGAAAAUGAAUGGCUUGAUAUUAAAGACAGUGAGCUUUGGGCUUUACCACAAGAAAAUUCUAUUUUGCCUGCUUUGAGGCUGAGUUACUUUUAUUUAUCACCAACCCUAAAGCAAUGUUUCUCUUUUUGUGCUAUAUUUCCCAAGGAUAGAGAAAUCCUAAAAGAAGAAUUGAUUCGACUUUGGAUGGCUAAUGGAUUUAUUUCAUCUAUGGGUAAUUUGGACGUUGAAGAUGUUGGAAACAUGGUUUGGAAGGAAUUGUACCAAAAAUCAUUCUUCCAAGAUUGCAAGAUGGAUGAAUAUUCUGGAAACAUUUCUUUUAAAAUGCAUGAUCUUGUCCAUGAUCUCGCUCAAUCAGUAACGGGGAAAGAAUGUGUGUAUUUGGAGAAUGCAAACAUGACUAAUUUGACAAAAAACACACACCACAUAAGUUUUCACUCUGAAAAAUUGUUAUCAUUCGAUGAGGGUGCCUUCAAAAAAGUUGAAUCCUUACGAACAUUGUUUGACUUGGAGAAUUAUAUUGCAAAAAAACAUGAUCACUUCCCAUUAAACAGCUCUCUUCGAGUUUUAAGCACAUCCUUUCUACAGGUCCCAGUAUGGAGUUUAAUUCAUUUAAGGUAUUUGGAAAUUCAUUCUCUUGGCAUAAAAAAGUUGCCUGACUCAAUUUACAACUUACAAAAACUGGAAAUCUUGAAAAUAAAACACUGUAAUAAACUUAGUUGCCUUCCGAAACGCUUGGCUUGUUUACAAAAUCUUAGACAUAUAGUCAUUGAAGAAUGUCGAUCUUUGUCUCGAAUGUUUCCUAACAUUGGAAAAUUAACUUGUCUAAGAACAUUAAGUGUGUACAUUGUUAGUUUAGAGAAAGGGAAUAGCUUGACAGAGUUACGUGAUCUAAACCUCGGUGGAAAACUGAGUAUCAAAGGAUUAAACAAUGUUGGCAGUUUAUUUGAAGCUGAAGCGGCUAAUUUGAUGGGUAAAAAAGACCUUCAUGAAUUAUACUUGUCAUGGAAAGACAAACAAGGAAUUCCAAAGACCCCUGUUGUUAGUGCUGAGCAAGUACUCGAAGAGCUUCAACCUCACUCAAAUCUCAAAUGCUUGACAAUAAAUUACUAUGAAGGAUUAUCAUUACCAAGUUGGAUAAUUAUUCUUAGUAAUUUAGUUUCUCUUGUACUUCUCCAUUGCAAGAAAAUUGUGCGGCUUCCGUUACUUGGUAAACUACCAUCUCUAAAAAAACUGAGAUUAUAUGGUAUCAAUAAUCUGAAAUACUUGGAUGAUGAUGAAUCUGAGGAUGGUAUGGAGGUGAGGGUUUUCCCCUCUCUGGAGAUACUCGAAUUAUCUUGUCUACGAAACAUAGUGGGGUUAUUGAAAGUGGAAAGAGGGGAGAUGUUUCCUUCUCUUUCUAAAUUGGUAAUCGAUUGUUGCCCUAAACUUGGACUGCCAUGUCUUCCAUCUCUUAAAGACCUCUAUGUUUACCCUUAUUUGCCUCAUAUUCCAAAAAUAGAGUUAUAAGAAGCAGAGACGUUUACCCUUAUCUGCCUCAUUAGCCAUCACAAAAAUCAAUUUUACUGAAAGAGUACAUGAAAGAUAUUUUACUACUCAACCAACCUAAGGACAAUUGUUCUAAUUCAGGAUUUCCUUUGACACACAAGGGUGGGGUCGACAAAUAAAGGGAUUAAUAGGUUCCUAAUGAUGAAGAUGACAUCGUUCGGAGUGGAGGAUGUGACAAUGAGUCCGGUGGUGGUAGAGGUUUUCGCUUUUGAUCAUUGGGGCGUGGGUCGGAGCUCUGUGCACAAUAGAAAGUCUGAUCAUCAAGGAUCUAUGAUAGCUUGUAAAAUAGCAGCAAUGGUUCCUGAUAGAGUUCUCUCCCUGACAGGAGAUUUUCAAUGUUUUCCAGAGGAAUCACUUACUUUCUCUGUUUUUGUAUGGAAUAUGUCUACGAGUAAAAUUAUUGUGAGAAUUGGGCCAUAUCUUUAGAAUUGACGCUGAGCUUGUUAAUGCAACAAAUCAAAAUUCUUGGUUCAAGCUAUUAGCCAGAUAUGUUGUGGAAUGCUGCUGACUUGCAGCCAUGUUUGUGUCGGACAAUUUUAUUUAUCAAGUUGUGUUGUGUCCACUGCUUUUCCUGAAAGCAAGAGGAUGCUUCAGCUGAACCACAGAAUCUAUAAGAGGUGACACUUAUUUCGCUUUGAACUAUGGAUAUUGUUGAAUGUGAGGAAUUGAGAUCCCUGCCAUAAGGUAUUUGACACCUCACUUCACUUGAGUUUUUGAAUAUUCGUGGUUACCCAUAAGGAAUUGAAGACAUUUUUUAAGAGACUUGAUUUAUGUGAACCUUGUGAUUUUGUCUGAGACGAAAUCGAUUAAAAUUGUCAACCUUAUGGGUCAGAUUAUCGUUAUCGCGUUUCCACUUCCAUUGAUGCUGGUAUUGAUAAGAUAUAGAUCUUCAUUCCUAUAGUAUUAAUUUUAACAUAUACUACUAGAUUUCAAUUUGAUUUCAUGUAUUCAUGAAAAUAUGCAGGUGAUGGUCCUUCAUUUAUGAAAUAGCCCUUUCAUGUAUAAUAUAUUUAUGAAAGAGUCGGAGUUUCAUGUUCGAUCACGGGAAACACCAAUAUUAGGAAUGAAGUUUGCUGCUGAAGAUUUCAAUUUCCUUUAACUGAUAGCUCUUUGCUGGUUAUGGUUAAUUUCAAGGCAAGGGACUGAAUGUAUUUUGGCCUGAAAAAUCAAUCUCCAAAGAAGGCAGUGAACAAUGGUGAUCCAACACAAUAGCCGAACUUAAUUCCAACUAAUAACAGAUGUUGAAAGAGUUAUAUAUAGCUUCGCCUAAGCCUCAGGAGGCUGUCCUUGAUUUUACGAUAUCUACUAGUAGUAAUGUUGCUGAAAUAAGGGAUUCUUUGUAUUAAUCUCUUUCCCAUUCCUCUAGUGUAGUUUUUUGUUGGUGAGCUUAUAAUCAGACAUUUUGUGCCUUGGUUGUACCAAACAAUGUACAUACAUUUUUUAUUUAAAAGGGACAAAUACUUUUUUGAAUUCAUACUUAAUCAAGUAACUACGAGAUAUUUUUGUCAUUUAUAAAAUUCACUUGUCAACAGAAAUGUAACCAGACAAAGAAUUCAAUAAACAUGGCACAAGUUAUCAUCAGCACACAUGAAUGAUCCUUAAGAAGGGACUUCAGCUUGAGGAUAUGUAAUAUAAUAAUAUUGAUUUCCUUCACAAAUUAGCUUCCACUGAAUAUAUUUAAGAACUCAUCCUUGUUUUAUUUCAAAUUCUUGUUUCUUA